CUAGCCCGCUCUCCCCCGCCGACUCUUCCCCACUCCACCUCUAGAGACUCCAACUUGGCCCCUCCAUCCCCCCUCGUGGAGCCUCCUGAAGAUCUCUCCAGGCCCCCUGUAAGGGCCCCACACCUGUCUCCUCCUCCCUACCAACCCGCUCCCCAACAACUUGUGUCCCCGACUCCUUCCUCAAUCUCCGAAACUCCAGGCCCAGGCCCCGCCUCGAGCAUACCCUCUCCAACCGUUCCUCUCCUCCCAGCCCCAGAACCUCAACCACCUUCCAGCCCCCUCCCUUCCCCUCCUAUCUCUGCCCGUACCAGAUCCAAAAACUCUUCCCCGGACCUGGUCUGCCCCUUGAGGGAGGUUGCAGGGGCUGAAGGGGUUGUCCGAGUCCAUGCGCCCUUUUCUCUACAAGACCUAUCCCAAAUAGAAAAACGCUUAGGUUCCUUUUCGGCCAAUCCCGACAACUACAUCAAGGAAUUCCAAUACUUGGCGCAGGCCUAUGACCUAACCUGGCAUGACUUACAUGUCAUCCAGACCACCACCCUCACCACUGAGGAGAGGGAACGUAUCCAGGCUGCUGCCCGGGGACACGCUGAUCAGGUCCACCUGACCGACGCCACAGUGGCGGUCGGUGCUCAGGCGGUCCCCGCCGUAGAGCCAGGCUGGGAUUACCAAGACGGUCAAGAUGGCCGCCGGCGCCGCGACCGCAUGGUCCGAUGUCUCAUCGCUGGCGUGCGGGCGGCCUCUAAUAAGGCCGUAAAUUAUGACAAGAUCAGAGAAAUCAUACAGGCCCCUGACGAAAACCCAGCUAUAUUCCUUAACCGGCUGACCGAGGCAUUAAUUCAGUACACUCGCUUGGACCCGGCCUGUCCCGCGGGGGCCACGGUUCUAGCCACACAUUUUAUCUCGCAGUCAGCCCUAGAUAUCCGCAAAAAAUUAAAGAAAGUCGAGGAAGGCCCUCAGACCCCCAUUUCUGACCUAGUGAGAAUGGCAUUUAAGGUCUUUAACUCCCGUGAGGAAGCCGCAGAGCUGAAGCGACAGGCCAGACUCCAGCAGAAGGUUCAGCUACAAACCCAGGCCUUGGUAGCAGCCCUGCGGCCGCGGCUCCAGAAGCCAGCAGAGAGGGGGACCCACCCGCACCCCUCCGGGGGCCUGCUUCAAAGGCGGGGCUGAAGGCCACUGGGCCCGUCAGUGCCCCACGCCGAGGGCACCAACCCGACCAUGCCCUCUCUGCCAUUUGAUGGGCCACUGGAAAUCCGACUGCCCUAGUCUCAGGGAAUCCUCGGCGCCUCAGCGCGGGGGAAGACCCGAGACGGUGAGUCCAGGCUUCCAACUGCUCGGGCUGGAGGAGACUGACGGAGCCCAGCCUCGGCCGCCCCUCUCACCCAGGCCGAGCCCAGGGCCAUGCUCCAGGUAGCGGAUGGCAGCUCCUUCCUGGCUGCGGAUGGUCGGAGACACGCCGCCUAUGCUGUAGUCACCCCAGAGACGGUAGUGGAGACAGUCCCCCUCCCAAUUGGGACUACUUCCCAAAGGGCUGAACUUAUAGCUCUCACCAGGGCUCUACAUCUAUCUAAGGGACAACGAGUCACCAUCUACACCGACUCAAAAUAUGCCUAUCUCAUCGUUCAUACUCAUUCCGUCCUCUGGCAGGAGCGGGGAUUUUUAACCACCAAGGGGACGCCUAUAGUAAAUGGACCUCUCAUUGCCAAAUUGCUUGAGGCCCUUAGUCUGCCCACUGAGGUUGCAAUCGUUCACUGUAGGGGCCAUCAGACUUCUAAAGACAUGGUCUCCAUAGGAAAUAAUAAGGCCGACUCAGUGGCCAGGGAAACGGCCUUAAGUAACCCAAUAUCUCCCAUCCUCUUCCUUAAUACCCCUCAUCGACCUUUCUACUCUAUAAAGGAAACUCAAGCCCUCCAGGCCCUGGGAGGAAAGGCAGAAAGUAAAGGAUGGAUUUACAUCCGAGGGAAGAUUGCCCUCCCAGAAAACCUGGCCCAUACCCUAAUUACUGAUAUCCACCAAUCUCUCCAUAUUGGCCCAAGGGCACUGAACCAGUUUCUCCAGCCCCUGUUUUACUAUCCAUCCCUACCUAAGGUGAUUGAGGCUGUCCAUAGGGCUUGUAAAACCUGCUCGGCCGUAAAUGCACAGGGAGGAAUCCGCAGGCCGGGGCCUAACCAUCAGCUCCGAGGCCAUCAGCCCGGUGAAGACUGGCAGCUGGACUUCACUCACAUGCCCCGCCAUAAAGCCUUUCGUUAUCUACUGACUUUGGUUGAUACUUUUACAGGAUGGAUUGAGGCAUACCCCACAGCCAGAGAGACUGCAGAUGUGGUGGCCACAAUCCUCAUCGAGCACAUCAUCCCGAGGUUUGGGUUACCCCGGACCCUACAGUCAGACAAUGGGCCGGCAUUUAUCUCCAGUGUGACCCAACAGGUGGCCGAGAGCCUCAACAUUACCUGGAAGCUGCACAUCCCCUACCACCCUCAGUCUUCGGGUAAGGUGGAAAGGGCCAACGGGCUACUUAAGGCUCAACUCACUAAACUUACCCUGGAGACUCGCCUGUCGUGGCCCACACUGUUACCUAUAGCUCUCACCAGACUCCGGGCAUCCCCCCGAGGACCAUCAGGUUUGAGUCCCUUUGAGUUACUGUACGGUUGGCCCUUCCUUAUCAACCACAACCUCCCAGCCAUUCCUCCACCUCUUUUAUCCUAUCUGCCUUACCUUACCCUCCUCCGGGCCCUCUUGAGAGCCCAUGCUGAUGCUGUCAUUCCGGCCCCGACCGACAAUGCCUCCGAGGAAGCCUCUCCACGAGACUUAUCCCCAGGGGACCAGGUCCUUCUCAGAAAUCUGCAGCCAGGCUCCCUGCAGACCCGAUGGACCGGACCUCACACGGUCAUCCUCACCACCCCAACCGCGGCAAAAUUGCUGGGACAUACGGCAUGGGUGCACAUCAACAACCUUAAACGGGCACCCACAGGUAUCGAAUGGACCUCCCAGAUGGUGGGACCCACCAAACUCCGCCUGGCUAGGGCUCCUUCUCAUACUUCUCCUGAGCCCCCCGAUCCAAGCGGUAGAAUGUGAUUGCAUGAAAGGCAGCGGUACCUCGCGCUACUUUUCAUCUUAUACCCACAUGCCCAGAACUUGUUACUCAGGGAAGACACCCAUCACCUGUACUUCAAGACAUGCCGAAGGAACCUUUUGGAUGUCUGAACUUUCUCAAACCAGCCGAUCCCCUUGCAGCCGGUACCCCAAGACUGGAACGCCUGCAAGAACUCACCCGGGUAUCUGUCAACCAACUUUUACUUCACCCAUACUCUCGCCUGCCCACAUCCGACUACCCCUACAACGAUGCCCCACCGUCAGCAGGAAGUAGCCAGAGCAGAGUCGACGCCCCCGACACCAUUAUAUAAAACAAAAGGUCGGAAUGUUGGGGCCAGGCGGGAAGGGAAACUCCUCAAGAUGGCAGAUACGCCAAAAUGGCUGAGGUUCCUGUCACCACCUCCACUUGGGAUGACAGCUUGA
Molecule: messenger RNA, 3510 nt
Organism: Canis lupus familiaris (dog)
Lineage: Eukaryota; Metazoa; Chordata; Mammalia; Carnivora; Canidae
Product: protein NYNRIN-like
Exons: 2
Coding region: 1399-3069 (556 amino acids)
Biological process (GO): DNA integration
Molecular function (GO): RNA stem-loop binding; RNA-DNA hybrid ribonuclease activity
Source: RefSeq, a predicted model, not a curated record